UCUGUGCGCGAGAGGAUGCAGGGCCUAAGCUCGCGAGCGCACGCUUUUUCAGUCGAGGCGCUCAUGGGGAAGCCCUGCAAACGGAUUAAACUGGACGAACACGACUCAAGUUCAACUGAAGACACCGGCAGCGACACCAGCCUACUCAGCACCGGUGAGAAUAAUAAUAAGGAUAGUAUAUUGGCCUCUCCAGCCGCGCGCUGCAGGUCAGAGGACACGUGUUGUGACCCGGAGAGAGCAGCUGUCAGGCACGAGCCCGGCGCAGAGGUGGAGCGCGUGGCGGAUACAGAGGUGCGCGUGGAGCUGCAGGGGUCUGAGCUGUGGAGGCGCUUUUACGAGAUUGGCACCGAAAUGAUCAUCACCAAAGCGGGAAGGAGAAUGUUUCCGUCUGUGCGCGUAAAAGUGCGCAACCUGGACCCUUGCCAUCAGUACUAUGUGGCAAUGGACGUAAUGCCCGUCGACUCCAAACGCUACAGGUACGUGUACCACAGCUCACAGUGGAUGGUGGCUGGAAACACGGACCACUCGUGCAUCUCCCCGCGGCUCUACGUGCACCCGGACUCACCGUGCGCGGGAGAGACGUGGAUGCGUCAGGUCAUCAGCUUUGACCGCGUUAAACUCACCAAUAACGAGAUGGACGACAAGGGACAUAUCAUCCUACAGUCAAUGCACAAGUACAAGCCUCGAGUUCACAUCAUCAGGCAGGACCCUCGGGUUGACCUGUCCCAGAUCCAGUCUGUGCCUGCCGAGGGGGUCCGCAGCUUCUGCUUCCCCGAGACUGAGUUCACCACCGUCACAGCCUAUCAGAACCAACAGAUCACCAAGCUGAAGAUUGACAGGAACCCAUUUGCCAAAGGAUUCAGAGACCCAGGGAGGAAUAGGGGUGUACUGGACGGCCUGCUGGAGUCCUAUCCCUGGAGAGGACCACUCAGCCUGGACCUAAAGCCUUUCUCCAUGACGCUACAAGGUAGCCCUGGUUCAAGCAGCAGCAGUUUGUCUCCUCUGAAGUCUCUCCUCCCGUUCUCCUCUUCCUCUCCUCUUCAUCCCUUCUCUCUGACGGCUCUCUCCUGUCGGGACACCCCUCUCCAGACUGUGGCUCUCCCCCUGUACCCCUCAAAGAGCAGCCCGGGUGGUGCCCUGUGCUCUCCUUCCUCCCCAAUGCCCCUCCGAGGGUUCUCAAAUCUAGGACCGGACCGACUCCUGCCCCCCUUACCUACUCUCUCUGACCUGCCUUUGCUGUCUGCGCUACAAGGGAAGAAAUCUAGAGACUUAAGUGCGCCGUAUCUCAUUCCUUUAUCCAAUCACUUCACCUCGCAAAGCUCCUCUCUGCACCUCACUGAUACUUUGGGACCAUACUGUUUAUACCGAUACAGUUUUCCCAUAAGCCCUCCACUCCCACCUGUUUCACGACAAAAACUGGAAGAGGACGCUACGAACAAUCUGUCAAAAUGGCCGCCCCCUUCCAAUCAUUGCCUCUGACCC
Periophthalmus magnuspinnatus is the source of this 1482-nucleotide messenger RNA. RefSeq names its product T-box transcription factor 22 (gene tbx22). The annotation marks the transcript as partial. Gene Ontology annotation, biological process: positive regulation of DNA-templated transcription; regulation of transcription by RNA polymerase II; cell fate specification. Gene Ontology annotation, molecular function: RNA polymerase II cis-regulatory region sequence-specific DNA binding; DNA-binding transcription factor activity, RNA polymerase II-specific. Lineage: Eukaryota; Metazoa; Chordata; Actinopteri; Gobiiformes; Gobiidae. Gene Ontology annotation, cellular component: nucleus. The record is from RefSeq and is a predicted model, not a curated record. The transcript is spliced from 8 exons.